This is a messenger RNA of Osmerus eperlanus (European smelt), 4394 nucleotides long. It is a transcript of the gene znf106b, whose product is annotated as zinc finger protein 106b. Lineage: Eukaryota; Metazoa; Chordata; Actinopteri; Osmeriformes; Osmeridae. Gene Ontology annotation, cellular component: cytosol; membrane. Bases 187 to 4242 code for a protein of 1351 amino acids. Gene Ontology annotation, biological process: insulin receptor signaling pathway. The transcript is spliced from 20 exons. Gene Ontology annotation, molecular function: RNA binding; SH3 domain binding. The record is from RefSeq and is a predicted model, not a curated record.
UUUUGGUUUGUCAAGUAACCGGUGUCUAUUAUUUACAUGUCAACAAGACUAGGAAGAGUUAUAAUUGACACAACUUUACAUUUGUAAGCACAUGUUGCAAUCCAUCCUUACAAUCCAAGUUAUUACAAAUAACAGACUGAUACUUAGCUAACGUAAGGUUUGUGAGAUUACCUUUUAGAGUUAAGAAUGACCAACGUUACCAUGAAAAAUCCUGCCGCAAAGAGCAACUGUAUGCUGUGCAGAAUGUCAUUUAACAAAACAAAAGCACAUAAUCAUAUGCAGAGCCUGCAACACCACCGGGAACUUGAGGCUGUGACAGGCAGGGACUAUACUCAUGAUUGCCAGGCUUGUGGGACAAGCCACAUUGGUCUGAAGUGCUAUGCAAGUCACAUAUCUACACCUAAACACAAAGCCAACAUAAAAAAGUUGAUUCUGAAAAAUAAAAAGCCCAUCUUCGUUGAGUGGACCCUGGACAAUGAGACCCUUUCAAGAAUCAGGAUACGCAACAAAGAACUCAGACUUUCACAGAAAAAGAAAAGAAACAAGACAAAGAAGCACAACUUGCAGCAACAAAAGACAAUGAAACCUGCAACAGCAGAGGGGCGACAGAAGAACAUAACCCCUGGACAGAAUCAAAAGCAGGUGAAAAGACAGCAACCUCUGGUGAAGACCCAAACCAGAAUUGCAACAAGUCAGCCUGAGCAGAAGGAUCAGAAUAAGGAGAACAGGUUAGCUGGAAGACUUGGGUGGCUGCUGCCUGGAUACCCCAGCACACCCCAGCAUCAUGGUGGUGGAAAGUCUGAUAAACCGGAGAGACUUAGCCACAAUAAGCAAUCCCAGGCCACCCAAUCAACAAGCUCAAAACGAAAGGACCAUAAUAAAUCCAUUACUUCAGGUUCUUGCAACAACAAGCACCAGAAUAAAUUCACCAGAGAUGACGACAAUGAGAGGUUGUCAUUAGCAGGCAAGCUUGAAAAAGAAAAAAAUAACCCUCAAGGAGCUAAACCAGUCAACCACACUCCACACAAGUCAACUAUGUCCAUCAGCAGAGACAUGGGUCUUUAUAAUAGCUUUACUGGUAGUGGCACAGACCUGGACUACACCAAUGAUGACUUACCUGAAGCUGGGUCCAUAACAUUUCAUAUGUGGCCCAUGCCGAACAUUCCGGAAAGAGCCCCGGACUCAGGGAAAAGUGCACUCAACACUCCUGUGUCUACCUGUAGAUUACAUGACCCUAACCCAGGCCCUUCCCAGGUUGAAGACAAAGACAUUGGUCCCAUACGGAGUGAGGAAGUCACUGUGAUGCUCCACCAGAUUAGGAGGGCCCUGGGGAGGAGGGAUCCAUGCAGGGCCUCCAGUGAAGCACAGACUCAGCCGCACAGAGAAAAGAAAACAGAGCUGUCAAAGGCAACUGUGGACCCCAUGUCUGACACAAAAAGGCAGAUUAACGGGGAUAGUGCAGCCCAGGGAAGGGUGCCCAGACUCCGUACCCUGGAGCUGCCCCCCUCCCUUAGCAGACAUAUUAGUGAAGCAGGGCCUCAGCCCAACCUCAACACGGCUUGCAGGAUCCGGAACGCCAGCGAAUCAUGGAAGGGCCAGGCAGAGAAGGAGGCGGCGCUGAAGCCCACCAUGCAGAAACUGCUGAGCUUGUCUGGCUCCCAUAGGAAGGUCAACUGGAAGCUGUACCAGGAGGCCACCAGGAAAAACCAGCAGAAGGUCAAAGGCAUGCCCAGGUUUGGGAUUGAGCUGGUACAUCAUCUUUCCAACCCAGAGGGCUUGACUGUUGACGAGGAAAUUCCCCUGUCUGGGCACCAUGACCUGUCUCCUCCCCCAGCCCAGGCUUCACCUGACGGAGAGGGAGCGUCCAGGGCCCAGAGGGUGGAACAGCCCAGAGCAGCGUCAGGGUUCCCUGUCUCUCUGAAGGCAGAGCCUAGCUGGUGUCAUGGUGACGAUGGAGUAGUGGUCCACAGAGCUGAGAAGAGGAAGAGGUGUAACACUGAUAGCGAACUACCUGGUGUAUCUGCUGACCACAGUGGAGAAAGACAGAAGGGGAAAUUAAAGAAGGCAGACUCUGGCCAGGUGGAUCAGCUCUUAGCCGUGUCUCUGAAAGAGGAGGAGCUGAGCCGGUCCAUGCUGGCUGUGGACGCUUCUCUCAUCCAGGCCCGCAGCUCACUGCAGGCCGCCUACACCGAAGUUCAGCGGCUCCUGUUGGUCAAACAGCAGGUGAUUGCGGAGGUCAGUGGUCUGCGAGCCAGGCGUAUUGAGAUCCUACAGGGGAUGCAAGUUGGAUACUCUGUGGUGACUAGCAACGAGGACACCGCUACAGCGCUGUCGACCCACAACUCCCCUCCCCCUGCUCCUGUGCUGUCAAACCCCUACGUGGUCUCCUCCAUCCUGCCCCCCGUGGCCUUCUCGCCUCCCCUUCCCACCCUGACCGCGUCCCUGCACACACUGGGCCCCUUGCCCCCCACAAUCAACCCUGACCCCCAACACCUUCCCCUCUACAGCUUGCCAAGUCAGAUAUUGAAACAGGAGUAUGUUUUCCCACCCAGUCUGGAAACGGUUGCUGUCAGUCCGAACCUCCAGAGGGCUAGCCAGUCUCCGUCAUCACCCAUAACCACACCGGUUCCACCCAGUGUUGCCCAGCUGAUGCCCCCCACUGCCCCAUCAAACCCAGCCUCCCUGCUAGUCAACCUGCCUGCAGUGUCACCUCCUAACAACCAGAGGGAGGUAAAUGUCACCACUGCACCAACUCUCUCCAAGUCUGUGGAUGUUCGAGAAGACAAGUUGAGGCUGGAGAUGAAGAGAAGUUUGGAGGAUUCGAGUUCCUCCGCCAGCGACUCCGAGGAGGACCUCGAGGGGCCCAUCAAGGCCUCUGUGGCCUCGGAGUCGCUGGAGGACAGCGACUGUUCUAUCCAGAUGGUGGAGACCACCUCAGCAAGCCGCAUGGAGGAGGUAGUCGCCAUCGAGGACUCCGACAGCGAGGAUGACCGUGGUUCCCCUGCUCCUCCCCAGGCCAGCUCUACCCCUCCUGGGCCCCUGGAACCAUCCAUUGUGGAAGUUAGCUCCUCCAGCACCCAGACCAGAGUCCCCCCAGCACUCCUUAAGGGUAUCAAGCAAGACCCCCACAAGACGGGACCUUCAGAUGAAGAACCUUCUCUGGGGUUUUUUGAAGGCCACACAGGCCCUGUCCAUGGACUUCAGAUUCACGAAGGUCUGCUAUACACAUGCUCCGGAGACAACACAGCACGGACCUUCAACUUACAGAGCAGGCAGUGCCAGGCUGUGUUUGAGGGCCACACCAACAAGAUCAACUGCCUGCUGGUGUCGUCUCUGCCUGGUCUUCCGUCUCGCCUCUACACAGGCUCCAGUGACCAGACCGUCCGCUGCUACAGCAUCAAAUCUAUGAAGUGUCUGGAGCAGAUUUCCCUGUCUGACCGGGUGCUGUGUCUGCACACGGCCUGGAAGAUUCUCUACGUGGGCCUUGCCAAUGGAUCUGUGGUCAGCUUCGAGUUAAAGACCCAGAGGCAGCUGGAUGUGUUUGAGUGCCACGGCCCCCGGGGGGUGAGCUGCCUGGGCACAGCGCAGGAGGGCUCUCGCCGAGUGCUGCUGGUGGGCUCCUACGACAGCAGCAUCAGUGUCCGUGACGCCCGCAGCGGCCUGCUGCUCCGCUCCCUGCAGGGACACACCAAGACGGUUCUCUGCAUGAAGGUGGUGAACGAUCUGGUCUUCAGCGGCUCUAGUGACACCUCGGUCCACGCCCACAACAUCCACAAUGGAGAGCUGGUACGCAUCUAUAAGGGUCAUGGACACGCAGUGACAGCAUUAGCCAUCUUGGGGAAAGUGAUGGUCACAGCCUCUCUGGACAAGCUGGUGCGCGUGUACGAGUUACAGUCCCAUGACCGCCUGCAGGUGUACGGAGGCCACACAGACAUGGUGAUGUGUAUGGCCAUCCAUAAGAGUAUAAUCUAUACGGGCUGCUACGAUGGGACUGUACAAGCGGUGAAACUCAACCUGAUCGAGAACUAUCGUUGCUGGUGGCAGGGCUGCUCUCUGAUCUUUGCCGUGGCGGACCACCUCGUUCAGCACCUGCUCUGUGACCACAGUAAUGCACAGCUGCAGAAUGUCAAGUGCCGCUGGAAGUCCUGUGACGCCUUCUUUUCUGCCAAACAAUCCUCGCUGAAAGAGCUGCCUGGACACAUGCAGAGCCAUGUGAAAAAGGACAGCAAGCUGGAGACCUGACCAGGCCAGGAGGGCUGCCCCUGGUAGGGUGGGGGUGGAGAGGGAAUAACACAAAUUUUAUUAUACAAAUUGUAAAUGAUAUAUCCAGUUGUCAGGUUCAAUUAGACUUCCUUUUGGAGAUUAAUUUGGUUAUAAAGAAUGCUAGCGCUUUA